AGCAGCAUUUUAUCCAGGUCUCGCAGCCAUCGCUUGCUCAUCCCAUACACCGUCUUUCUACUCAGGACCUUUCUCCCUCAGUCAUCAGCACCAAAUAGCCUGAACUCCUCUGCUUAACCACAAUAGGCGCUAAUUACAGCAAGAUUUCCAGCCUCUUCAUUCUCGCUCGCCCCAGCUUCGCUUUUCUUCACGUUCUCUUCUAGAUGGAUCGGAGAUUGGACUCCACGCCGUCUCUCAAGGGGUGGGCUGACCCCAUGUUCUCCGCUCCUCCCGCAACACCGUCGCCGAAAGAAGCCGGCGCGCAGAAGCGUUUGAGGACUCGCGACCUCCCUGGCUCGCCCUGCGCUUCCCUCGCUCGGCGCGCAGCGUCUUCCCCAAUGCGCAACGCCAAGCGUGCACAAGAGAGCGCCUCCAGCGGUGGCGCCAAGCGCAUGCCCACCCUCCGCGUUCUCCGCCACAACUCCCUUCCUGCGCCCUCCGACAUUGAUCUCCCCGCGGCCCUCGAACUCCCCGCGCCCGCCAUCCCGACGUUCUCCACCCCUUCCCCGUACCAUGCGGCAACAUUCGAGUCGCAGCGACCGCGUCACGUGCGACGAUGCUCCGUCAGCCGCUGUGCGAUGCCCAGCGACGCAGCGUUAGACGCGCUCGACUCGUUCCUCCUCCCGCCUCCAGCUCUUCCGCUUUCCGCCUUCGUUCCGCCUUCCCCGCCCCUCUCCGCCUACCGCGCAACGCCCGUUACAACGAGGACUGGCGGAGAGGAGAGGGAGCAAACCGGCGCUUGCGUGAAGGAUACGCCAGCCGCUACUCGCAGAUCGCUGCUUGACCUGGGGACCAAUCAGAGAACGACACAUAGCCCUCGGAAAAGCGAUCCCAUGUUUGAGAUCCGCCAACGAAGCAGCUGCCUCUCCCCCACUGCGCGGACCACCGGGAAUGUCACUCUCGCCGGUUGUAGCACGGCAACCAGCGGGGCUCCUGUUGCGACAUGGCAGCUUCCCAGGCGCGUGAAUGGUUCUCGCAUGUGCUCCCCGAUCCGCGCUCCCCGUCGGAUGGUUCUGCUUAGCUCUGCUACUUGACGCUGACGGUUUUCUUAUUUCUCGUAGCUUGACAGGUGGUUGUUGAUUGACUCGGGUCUUAGUUGCCUUGUGUUUUUGUAGAUUGGAUGGUGCUGGUUGCAGGAGUGUGUGCAUCAUCCGGCAAGCCAAUGCUGGAUGAUGUACUGCACUCUCACGCCUACAUUAUUGCUAACUGCGAUGCGUUAGCUGUGUAAAUGAUUAUAUAUUGAUGAAGUGGUACAUCACU
Messenger RNA from Closterium sp. NIES-67, 1299 nucleotides. NCBI's taxonomy places the organism in Eukaryota, Viridiplantae, Streptophyta, Zygnematophyceae, Desmidiales, Closteriaceae. The record is from the annotation of a GenBank genome assembly.